AUGUGUGAGCAGGCAGCCCGGUACUGCAGGGAUAGCGUCCACAAGCUCCUGCAACAACAGCACCCUCAUACCCGGGGACUGGACGGUCUGCUCCGCUGGAUUGUAACCAAGAUGAGCGAUAAGAGUGAGCGAGAGCUUAGAGGAGAGGAAGGCAGCCCCGGCGUGCAGGACAUUCCGUACCCGGGUACCAGGAGGGGCAUCUCCGUUAUAUUGGAUAUCUUCCGCCGAGCAGAUAAAAAUGAUGAUGGGAAGUUGUCCCUAGAUGAAUUUCAGACAUUUUUCUCCGACGGGACCCUUAAUGAGGAAGAGCUUGAGAAGCUGUUUCAUACUAUCGACUCUGACAACACCAAUAAUGUGGACACCAGGGAGCUCUGCGAUUAUUUUGCAAGUCACAUGGGGGAUUAUGAAGAUGUCCUUUCCUCUCUUGAAACCCUCAACCUUUCCAUCCUCAAGGCAAUGGACUAUACCAAGCGGGUGUAUGAAAAGGGUACAAAUGUGGAUCAGUUUGUGACACGGUUUCUACUAAAGGAGACAGCCAAUCAGAUCCAGUCCCUGCUGAAUUCCGUGGAGAGUGCUGUUGAUGCCAUAGAUGAGCAAACAAAUCAAAUCAGGCACUGCCAUAAUAAGACAGGACAAGGAGUCAUGGAAGGUUGGCAUGAUAAUCCUCCACCCACCUACCCGGGAAACCGAGCUACACCUAAAGAAAUGAGGAAGAGCAUCAAAAGUAGUUCCUCAGACAUCAAAGAAGAAGGUCUGGAGGCUCAAAUUAACAGACUUGCAGAGCUUAUUGGAAGACUGGAAAAUAAGACUCUGUUCUUUGAUUUGCACCAGAGGCUUUCAGACAGUGAAUGUUCCUCAACCGCAUAUCUUUUCCUGGUGCGGCAGGAGAUGAAGGUUUCUCAGGCAAAUAUGGGAGAAUUCUGCAGCUCUCUGAAGCAAUAUCUGAAGAACGUGUCAGGCCUAGAAGAAUGCUUCCAUGUAACAGCUGUGAGACUCCCAGAUGCAGUCACUUUUAUUGUCUAUGAAUUUUGGGAUACAGAAGAAGAGUGGAAAAGGCACCUACAGAGUGGAGUGUGCAAACAGUUCCAGCAUGUGAAGGUGGACACUCUUUCCCAGCCAGAAUCUGUUUCAAGCCUGUGUGUGCCAGCUGCUUGGUGUACCCUGAGUAGAAACUGAAACCUCUCGUCUUGGUGACAGAUCCGAGCUGACCAUUCCGUCAGUGAACCGCUGAGCGUUGCGUCUCCGCCCGACAUAAAGCCCUUGUAACUUUCAGCUGGGCCAGAGUGUGUCUCCUGAUGACUUUGUUCCAAGUGCUGUCUUUUAAAUCCACUUAGUGGGGAAUGUAUUUGCUUGUAAAAGGGAAUCCCCAUAGGAACCCCCUCCCUCUACUCAACUGCCUAAAAAAUAAAAGUACUGAACAGUGAGAAAUAUCUGACUGGGAAACAUAUACAAUAUAGGGCAACAACCAACUUUAAACGUUUGGUAUUAAAGAGGGAACCUCUAUAUAAAGUCAUGCCGGCUUCAUUCUGUUUGAUAGUGAUAACAGAGGCAUGAGUUUCAAUAGCAUCAUCUUGCCACAUUUCACCCUUUUACUCAUGAACAGGACUUCAUGUCACUGAAAAGCCGCUUACAUUAGUGUAUCAACGAACACCACUAGUUACAUAUAGAAACAAAUAUCAACUACUCAUCAUCACCUUACAGCACGAAGACCACCAAUAAUAUAGCGAGAUAUUAGCCUCUUUACUGACAGGUAAGGCUGGCACAGGAAGAUAAAGAGGUCAGAAGCCCCCCUUGUCCCCUCGUAUAGUAUCCCCCCCCCCCCACACACACACCCAAGUCAGAGUAUGUUUACAUUGUCCAGCCUCCAUAUGGAGCAGGGCACUCUAGUUUGUUUCUUGUUCCUAUUAACAAUGCAUGGCUAGAUUAGACGUUCAGUGCUCCGGGAGUGACAGCUCCUCACAGUGAUUGUUUUUUUUUAAUCUUAGGACAGAAAGGAACGCAGAAGCUUCUUGGAAUGUUGACUUUUCAAUGUAAUGUUUGAUAUUCUCUAAUUCUAUGUAAAAUUCUUAGUAUGAAUUUUAAAGCCUUGUGCAAUGCAGGAUGCCAGAAAAAAAAACACAUUUUAAAAAAAAAUAUUUAUUAUAGGAUAUGUACAGCUGAGUUAUACCUAAUAAAAAGCUUAAAACUUU
Molecule: messenger RNA, 2189 nt
Organism: Bombina bombina (fire-bellied toad)
Lineage: Eukaryota; Metazoa; Chordata; Amphibia; Anura; Bombinatoridae
Gene: NECAB2
Product: N-terminal EF-hand calcium binding protein 2
Exons: 13
Coding region: 1-1176 (391 amino acids)
Biological process (GO): regulation of amyloid precursor protein biosynthetic process
Cellular component (GO): cytoplasm
Molecular function (GO): calcium ion binding
Source: RefSeq, a predicted model, not a curated record